Aureococcus anophagefferens is the source of this 1449-nucleotide messenger RNA. RefSeq lists its product as hypothetical. NCBI's taxonomy places the organism in Eukaryota, Pelagophyceae, Pelagomonadales, Pelagomonadaceae. The transcript is spliced from 2 exons. The record is from RefSeq and is a predicted model, not a curated record. Bases 1 to 1449 code for a protein of 482 amino acids.
AUGCCCGAGCACGUCGAGCCGUCGUCCGCGGACGGCGCCGCAUGCUCGGCGCCGGUCCCGGACGGCGUCCGACGGCAGGUCCCGGACGUUGUGCCGUCGGACGCCGACGUCGCGGCGUGCCUGCGGGUGCUGGAUGCCCUGGCCGCGCGGCCGGCGGCGCACCGCGACACGACGGCGCUGCGCCGCGGGCGCAUCGAGCGGCUGCGCGAGCUCACGGAGCGGAACGGACGCCUCGCGCUGGCGGCGGCGGCGGUCCCGCUGGCGCCCGACGGCGCCGCCCACGUCGCCGAGGGCGCCGCGGCCGAGGCCGGGCGCGAGCUUCACGCGGCGACGCAGUGCUACUCGUGCAAGGCGCGCUUCGGCAACCUGCACCACUUCUAUGCGUCGCUCUGCCCGACGUGCGCGGCGCUCAACUGGCGCAUGCGCCACGCCAGCGCCUCCCUCGAGGGCCGCGUCGCCCUGGUCACGGGCGCGCGCGUGAAGAUCGGCUUCGAGAUCGGCUGCAAGCUCCUGAGGGCCGGGGCGACGCUCGUCGCGACGACGCGCUUCCCCGCGGACGCGCUGGACCGCUACGCGAGGCUCGACGACUUCGAGGCGUUCCGGCACCGGCUCGUCGUCCACGCCGUCGACCUCCGGGACCUGCGGGGCGUCGAGGCCUUCUGCGCGUUUUUGGACUCGACGCUCGACCGCCUCGACGUCGUCGUCAACAACGCCUGCCAGACCGUCCGCCGGCCCGCCGCCUACUACCGCGGCCUCGCCGACCGCGAGCGCGCGGCGCGCGCGGCCCUCGCGGCGCCCGGGGCCUCGUCGGCGGCCGUCCCCUGGCACGCCGCGGCGGACGCCGCGCCCGCGAGCGAGCUGAGCCAGCUCCGCGUCGCCCCGGAGGAUUCGGAAUCCGCGCUCGGCGACGCGCUCCCCGCGGGCGCCGUCGACGUCAACGGCCAGCAGCUCGACAAUCGGACUCGGAACUCCUGGACGCUCAAGCUCCGCGACGUCUCGGCCCCCGAGGUCGUCGAGGCCAUGGCCAUCAACGCCGUCGCGCCGUUCAUCCUCAACGCGCGCCUCCAGCGCCUCCUCGCCGUCGCCGCGGCCGCGGCCGGCCAGGCCUUCGUCGUCAACGUGAGCGCCAUGGAGGGCAAGUUCUACCGCCACAAGACGCCCAACCACCCCCACACGAACAUGGCCAAGGCCGCGCUGAACAUGAUGACGCGGACGUCCGCCGCGGACCUCGCGAGGUCGAACGUCUACAUGACGGCCGUGGACACGGGCUGGAUCAACGACGAGAACCCGCGCGACGUCGCCGCCAGGACCGCCGCGGCCGGCUUCCAGACCCCGAUCGACGAGGUAGACGCGGCGGCGCGGGUCUGCCACCCCAUCUUCCACGGCGUCGAGACGGGCGCCCCCCUCUUCGGCGUCUUCCUCAAGGACUACGUCGAGUGCGAGUGGUAG